Gopherus flavomarginatus (Mexican gopher tortoise) is the source of this 4584-nucleotide messenger RNA. It is a transcript of the gene DNM1L, whose product is annotated as dynamin 1 like. The transcript has 20 exons. Gene Ontology annotation, biological process: mitochondrial fission; mitochondrial fragmentation involved in apoptotic process. The record is from RefSeq and is a predicted model, not a curated record. NCBI's taxonomy places the organism in Eukaryota, Metazoa, Chordata, Testudines, Testudinidae. Gene Ontology annotation, cellular component: microtubule; mitochondrion; cytoplasm. The coding region runs from base 132 to 2339 and encodes 735 amino acids. Gene Ontology annotation, molecular function: GTP binding; GTPase activity; microtubule binding.
CCUGCUGGGCUCGGGCUGCGCGCGGGGCCGGCGCCCAUGGUGGGUAGUGGCCGGGGGGGGAGGGGAGGUAGAACCGUUGGUUGCCGGGUCCAUUCAUCGCCGCCGCGUCCCCGGCCGGGCGCCCCGCCGCCAUGGAGGCGCUGAUCCCGGUGAUCAACAAGCUGCAGGACGUGUUCAACGCCGUGGGGGCCGACAUCAUCCAGCUGCCGCAGAUCGUGGUGGUGGGGACGCAGAGCAGUGGAAAGAGUUCAGUGCUGGAAAGCCUUGUGGGGAGGGAUCUACUCCCAAGAGGUACUGGAAUUAUCACCCGGAGACCUCUUAUUCUGCAGCUGGUGCAUGUUUCACCAGAGGAUCGUCGGAAAACAUCUGGAGAUGAAAAUGACCCUGCUACAUGGAAAAAUCCAAGACACCUUACUAAAGGGAUUGAUGCUGAAGAAUGGGGUAAAUUUCUUCACACCAAAAAUAAGCUCUAUACAGACUUUGAUGAAAUUCGACAAGAAAUAGAAAACGAAACAGAGAGGAUUUCAGGAAAUAAUAAGGGGAUCAGUCCUGAACCUAUUCACCUUAAAAUUUUUUCACCGAAUGUCGUCAAUCUGACUCUUGUGGAUUUGCCAGGAAUGACAAAGGUACCUGUAGGUGAUCAGCCUAAGGACAUUGAACUUCAAAUCAGAGAACUAAUCCUUCGAUUCAUUAGUAACCCAAAUUCAAUUAUUCUGGCAGUCACAGCUGCCAACACAGACAUGGCUACAUCAGAGGCACUUAAAAUUGCACGGGAGGUAGAUCCAGAUGGUCGAAGAACGCUUGCUGUUAUCACAAAGCUGGAUCUCAUGGAUGCUGGCACUGAUGCUAUGGAUGUACUUAUGGGAAGAGUGAUUCCAGUUAAACUUGGCAUAAUUGGGAUCGUGAACAGGAGUCAAUUAGAUAUUAACAAUAAGAAGACUGUAGCUGAUUCUAUCCGUGAUGAAUAUGCUUUUCUUCAAAAGAAGUAUCCAUCUCUAGCCAACCGAAAUGGAACCAAGUAUCUCGCUAGGACACUUAACAGGUUACUAAUGCAUCAUAUCAGAGAUUGCUUGCCAGAACUGAAAACAAGAAUAAAUGUUUUAGCUGCUCAAUAUCAAUCUCUGCUGAACAGCUAUGGGGAACCUGUAGAGGACAAGAGUGCCACUUUAUUGCAACUGAUUACCAAGUUUGCCACUGAAUAUUGCAACACCAUUGAAGGAACAGCAAAAUAUAUAGAAACUUCUGAGCUUUGUGGUGGAGCUAGAAUUUGCUACAUUUUUCAUGAGACAUUUGGACGAACCUUAGAAUCUGUUGAUCCACUAGGUGGCCUUAACACUAUAGAUAUUUUGACUGCUAUUAGAAAUGCUACAGGACCCCGACCUGCCUUGUUCGUUCCUGAAGUGUCAUUUGAAUUGUUGGUGAAGAGGCAAAUCAAACGUUUAGAGGAGCCCAGCUUGCGCUGUGUGGAGCUGGUUCAUGAGGAAAUGCAGAGGAUUAUCCAACAUUGUAGCAAUUACAGUACACAGGAAUUGCUGAGGUUUCCCAAACUACAUGAUGCCAUAGUUGAAGUAGUGACCAGUCUUCUGCGUAAGAGGCUACCAGUUACAAAUGAAAUGGUUCAUAAUUUGGUGGCCAUUGAGUUAGCUUAUAUCAACACGAAACACCCAGACUUUGCUGAUGCCUGUGGGCUAAUAAACAACAACAUAGAGGAGCAAAGGCGUAACAGGUUAGCCCGAGAAUUGCCUUCUGCUGUGCCACGAGACAAGUCUACUAAACCUCCAGGUGCAUUGACAUCUGCCUCCCAGGAGACCUCUACUGCUGCUUCUGCUGAGGCUGAUGGCAAGGCUGCUCCUGGGGUGGGAGAUGUGACUCAAGAACCUGGAACAGGCAACUGGAGAGGAAUGCUGAAACCCUCAAAAGCCGAAGAACUAUUAAUGGAGGAAAAAUCCAAACCAGUUAUAGUCCUACCUGCCAGUCCUCAAAAAGGCCAUGCUGUAAACCUGUUGGAUGUGCCUGUACCUGUUGCACGCAGACUCUCUUCCCGUGAGCAACGAGACUGCGAAGUGAUAGAACGACUUAUCAAAUCCUACUUUCUUAUUGUCAGGAAGAACAUUCAGGACAGUGUGCCAAAGGCGGUGAUGCAUUUUCUGGUGAAUCAUGUGAAAGACACUCUUCAGAGCGAGCUAGUUGGACAGCUGUACAAAUCCUUGUUGUUAGAUGACCUUCUGACGGAAUCUGAGGACAUGGCACAGCGCAGAAAGGAGGCAGCUGACAUGUUAAAGGCAUUGCAGCGAGCCAGUCAGAUUAUUGCUGAGAUUCGAGAGACGCAUCUUUGGUGAAGGUUAUCUCUACCCGCCACACUGUUUAUAUGGGUGGAGAAUCCUGAUGACUUGAAAAUUUGCUAAGCAUUGUAUACUUGGUAGAAUUUUAUUUAUGAACUCUUAUCUGUGUACUGCAACUAUGUGUAAAUUUGCUCAUGUAAAGACAAUUGGUUUGGCUUACAGACUGAAAAGUAUGCUGUACUUUGCAAAACAAGUCACAUUUAAUCCACAUAAUAAAUGGCUCUAAAUGUUUCCUUACCAGUUAUCUGGUGCAAAUAAAACAGACCAAGUUUACUGUCCUGUGACAGUCUCAUUUAAACUUAGGCAGAACCAUUAAAGUUCCAGUGCCUAGCUUGCUAAAGAGAUUGCCUGUGGGGUAGAUGGACAGUGUAGUCUUGUUGCAUAGUUUUAAGCUGCUUUUAUAAUAGAGGUUUAAAUACCAUGAAGAUGAGAAAGCACCAGGUAUUCUUUCAUGAGUAUACUGCAUGCACCAUGGCAAAUGGAGAUCUGAAUUUGAUACCUGGCACAGUAAAAAUGUCUUCUAUAUAAGUAUGUGUGCACCCAUUUUAUUUCAGAAUUUUAAAAGAAAGCAGCAUUAUAAAACAAAUUUUUGAACUGGAUAAAUGAAUUUCACUUUAGGUGAGUUAGCCUGGAACUUUAAAAAACAAACAGGAGGAGGUACUAAAGAAUUGAUGCAAACCAAUGAAUGUGCAGCAGAGUUUGCAUUUCAUUGUUGGGGAUGAUAAUUAAGUGCAAGAACCCCUUUCCCCCUCUGGGACCAAACCUCUGGACCAUCCACUAGCAAAAUUGUUCUCAUAGAAUUUAAAAAUAAAAUGAAUUUCAAAACUGUUGUGGGAUAGUAAUGUUAUCUUUUAAAAUUAUGUUGGACAGAAAGGAGGUGGGAUUUUUUUUAGUUCUUUUCAAAUAAUUUUGUAAAGUAUGAAGGCUAAGAGUAUCUGUGGAAGAGACAGCAUGACUAGAAUGUUUAUACCAGAGUCUACUUUAAAUACUGCUGUCCUGGGAAACAAAUUUUACUGUGCUGUGAGGAAUUUUUCUAAGACAACCCAGUUUGUUGUAAGAUAAAUGUGAGGUUGAGCAUGAAGUUGAUGGUUUUCUUCUUGCCAUAGAUAGCACGAUACGUGCUGAUCACAUGAGCUUCUUAAAAGUUAAAAUCUUAUUAUACAUUAUAGCUUCCUACAAUUUGAAUUUAAACUCCAGCACACUUGCAUGUAUUUUUUCACACAGAUUUAUUUAUUUGAUAACGUAGAAAUGUUCAUGAUGCUGUUCCUGAUGUUGUUUCUCUCACAUGCACAUUUAUUUGUAGAAGAAUUAAAUAGACAUCACUGUCCACAUUUUUAUGGCUCUUCUCUGUGCAGCAGGCCUGGGUUUCUUCUCCGACCCACACAGUUCCUUCACUAUUUCAUCACUUAACAGAAACUGAAUUCCUGUUUAAGCUGCUAAAACUAUAAAUGUACAAACCAGAUCAUUUGCAAACAUUUAAGGGACUAGUUUAAAAUAAUGGCUAAGUAUCAGUUUUCAUUUAUCACUGAUACACUGAGUUAAGAUCAACAGAUGAAAACAACAUUAUUUGGCUUAAGAAUCCUGUCUCUCUCAUAUGCCACAUUAAAUUCCACAUAUGUAAGCAGUCUAGAACUUUACAUGUUAAAUAUCCUAUUUAAUCAACAUAAAGAAACCAAUUUAUCAUUCUUAAUUACCAGGGAAAAAUGCUUCCUGUGGUUCUGGAAACAUGAGGCCAAAAGAGAGAGGGUUUCAAACUGUUAGUUUUCAUACUAAUUUAACCAACAAUUAUUUUAAAUGCCUUUUAAUUGGAAUCCACUUUUAAUACAGUUCAACUCUCUGCAACUGGGCUUCUUUCUUGCCCAUGUCUCCCCAUCCACCCAUGUAUAUACCCUCUUGGUUUAGAAAUGCUACUUUUCAACAUGUUAGUGGCUGACAGAGAUUAAUCAAUGAUUAAUUGGAAAAUAUAAUUUAGUCUCCUUGUCAGGAAAUACACCAAUCAUGUGAACUUUCAGAAGGCUGCACAAAGCAAAUGAGUGCAGUUUACUCAAGAAAUUCUCACAAGUGAAAAGUAAAUUUCACAAGAAAUGAUACAAUUUAUUAAGUGUUAAUUAGCAUUGGUGACCUGAAUUCUUUUUGGAAAUGCUGUGAUAAUAUUUUGGUAUCACACUAACUUGUAAAUAAGCUAAGGAUAUAUAAUGAUUUGAAAGAAAUGAACUUGGUCUGCCUUUAUCACUUAAUAUUU